Messenger RNA from Argentina anserina (silverweed cinquefoil), 1129 nucleotides. Its product is annotated as gamma-secretase subunit APH1-like. Gene Ontology annotation, molecular function: protein-macromolecule adaptor activity. The transcript has 6 exons. The record is from RefSeq and is a predicted model, not a curated record. Lineage: Eukaryota; Viridiplantae; Streptophyta; Magnoliopsida; Rosales; Rosaceae. Gene Ontology annotation, biological process: protein processing; positive regulation of catalytic activity. Gene Ontology annotation, cellular component: membrane; gamma-secretase complex; endoplasmic reticulum. The coding region runs from base 46 to 792 and encodes 248 amino acids.
AACGAGGAGGAGGAGUCAGAAGAAGAAGAGCGGCAGAGGGGUUGAAUGACGAUAACGGCAGGGAUCGGGUACGCCUUGAUAGCGCUGGGCCCUUCUCUCUCCCUUUUCAUCUCCGUCAUCUCCAAAAAGCCCUUCUUGGUUCUCACCGUCCUCUCCAGUACAUUGCUAUGGCUGGUGAGCCUGAUCAUGCUGUCGGGAGUGUGGAGGGCAUUUCUGCCUCUGAGCUCAUCCGCGUGGUGGCCCUAUUCUCUCCUCAUAUUCACCUCUGUUCUCUUCCAAGAAGCCCUUCGCCUUCUCUUCUGGAAGGUCUACAAGAAGCUGGAAGAUGCCUUAGAUGCAUUUGCUGAUAGAGUUUCUAAACCACGCCUAUAUCUGACUGAUAAGAUGCAAAUUGCUCUAGCUGGUGGUUUGGGUCAUGGCGUGGCGCAUGCAGUGUUCUUUUGUGUGAGUCUCUUAACACCAGCAUUUGGUCCAGGAACCUUUUUUGUGGAUAGGUGCUCAAAGAUACCUUUUUUUCUUCUUUCUGCUAUCAUGGCUCUUGCAUUUGUUACAAUUCACACAUUUUCAAUGGUCAUUGCAUUUAAUGGAUAUGCAGAAGGCAAUAAAGUGGAUCAGAUCUUUGUACCUUUAGUUCAUCUUGCUGCAGGGAUGGGGACACUAGUUAAUUUUGCAUAUGGAGGAUGUAUUAUCGGUAUUCCUUUCCUCUACUUCAUCGCUGUAUUAACCUUAUUGCAUUGUGGGAAGAUGGUUUGGAGAAGGUUAACAGAGAACAGACACAGUCCGCCCAUGUAGAAUCCAGUCACUUGUCUAUUUCUUCAUUCUGAUUACCAAUGUGAAGUUCACUUGCCAGUUGGCCUUACCUAUUAAUCCUAAAAAUUGAAGGUCAACUACUGCUGCCUGAAGAAAUGUUUUGUUACUUUUAAGGGUUACUGCAUUCGGCAUUUUGUUGCAAAGAACAAGUUGUGUGUUCUGAUAUGUAGGGAUAAUUGAUUGUUUCAAACAGCAAACUUCAGUAUCUCACAAAUCAAACCGUAUGUACAUUUUAGAUGUCUGUAAACGUUACAUUUGGUCCAUUGACAAUAUGACAUAGCCUUGAGAGGAGUUGAAUGGAAUUAAUCAUGUCUGUGGA